AUGUCGCCCUGCAAAGCAUCACUCGGUGGUGUUGCCGACAACGUCGACAACCCACAACCAACCAACAACUUUGCUCUCCAACUCCAAGCACCACCCCCAUACAACCGGUGUACAACAGCCAUGGACCAUCAGAGUGGCCCCGUGGAAUCGAUCGAACUGUCUGAUAUGGAGCCGGGUAGGCCACUCCGCACAGCUCCCCUUGCUCCCGGCCCUGUCACUACCACCCACUACUACACCAACUAUGGUGGCUGUUACUACCUUCCCCCACCCAUAGUCGUCGCAUCAGUGGCCUUUGGCGCCUUCGGCAUGGGUUGGUUUGUGUAUGCCUUUAGGGUUUCCCUCGCCUCAUACAUCCUCCCCGAUUGCGCUACUCUACCAUAG
Molecule: messenger RNA, 381 nt
Organism: Venustampulla echinocandica
Lineage: Eukaryota; Fungi; Ascomycota; Leotiomycetes; Helotiales; Pleuroascaceae
Exons: 1
Coding region: 1-381 (126 amino acids)
Source: RefSeq, a predicted model, not a curated record